UGGCCUUGGGUUCCGCUGUGGGGGUUGGUCCGUGGAAGCGAGUGAGAAAAUCCCAGGUUCUGAGAGUUUUCAGUUGUCACCUCUUAUUUAUCAGCAGAGUCGGGCGAAGAGACCCUUGCGGGCGGGGUAGGGAGGAAGGUCGACCGCCCGAGAAAAGAGCGAGCGGGCCGGCCCCGGAUAGGCAGAAGCGAACUGUGUGCAGGGUCCUUAGAGGCAGGUCUUGUUUUGCGGCGCUCUCCCAGGCCAUGGUGCAGGCGGAGCUCUGGGUGAUCCCCAGGUGAGGACAGCGGCUCCGCCCGGGGUUUCCACCGCGGAAGAACUGGGUAGAUGCGGGGUGGGGAAGAAAGGAUGCUGUCUGCACUGCUCCCGGGCAGCACCCUGAGCGGCCGCAGUUGCUGCAGCAGCAGCACUAGCAACAGCAGAGAGCAUAGCGCGGGCCGAGGAGGCGGUUCGAGCUGCUGGUAAAGUCGCCCAACAGCUAUUUCUCCGUAGUAUGCGAGUUGACAAAACAGCCAAAAAACAGGGCUCCCCAUUACAAUCUCCUUCGAGCUCUUUUUCCUUGCCACUCGGAGCUGAUUUAUGCGGAAACAUGCCUUGCACUUGUACCUGGAGGAACUGGAGACAAUGGAUUCGACCUUUAGCUGUGGUCAUCUACCUGGUGUCCAUAGCAGUUGCGGUUCCCCUUUGCGUGUGGGAAUUACAGAAACUGGAGGUUGGAAUACACACCAAGGCUUGGUUUAUUGCUGGCAUCUUUUUGCUGUUGACUGUACCUAUAUCGCUAUGGGUGAUAUUGCAACAUUUAGUGCAUUAUACACAACCUGAACUACAGAAACCAAUAAUAAGGAUUCUUUGGAUGGUACCCAUAUACAGUUUAGAUAGUUGGAUAGCGUUGAAAUAUCCCAACAUUGCAAUAUAUGUGGAUACCUGCAGAGAAUGUUACGAAGCUUAUGUCAUUUACAACUUUAUGGGAUUCCUUAGCAAUUACCUGACUAACCGCUAUCCAAAUCUGGUGUUAAUCCUUGAAGCCAAAGAUCAGCAGAAACAUUUCCCUCCUUUAUGUUGCUGUCCACCAUGGGCUAUGGGAGAAGUAUUGCUGUUUAGGUGCAAACUGGGUGUAUUGCAGUAUACAGUUGUCAGACCAUUCACCACCAUUGUUGCUUUAAUUUGUGAGCUGGUUGGUGUAUAUGAUGAAGGGAACUUCAGCUUUUCAAAUGCUUGGACUUACUUGGUUAUAAUAAACAAUAUGUCACAAUUGUUUGCCAUGUAUUGUCUCCUGCUAUUUUAUAAAGUACUGAAGGAAGAACUGAGUCCAAUCCAACCUGUUGGCAAAUUUCUUUGUGUAAAGCUGGUGGUUUUUGUUUCUUUUUGGCAAGCAGUAGUUAUUGCUUUGUUGGUAAAAGUUGGCGUUAUUUCUGAAAAGCAUACAUGGGAAUGGCAAACUGUAGAAGCUGUGGCUACAGGACUCCAGGACUUUAUUAUUUGUAUCGAGAUGUUCCUUGCUGCUAUUGCUCAUCACUACACUUUCUCAUAUAAACCGUACGUCCAAGAAGCAGAAGAGGGUUCGUGCUUUGAUUCCUUUCUUGCUAUGUGGGAUGUUUCAGACAUUAGAGAUGAUAUUUCUGAACAAGUAAGGCAUGUUGGAAGGACAGUCAGGGGACAUUCUAGAAAAAAAUUUUUCCCCGAGGAUCAAGAUCAAAGUGAACAUACAAGCUUGUUGUCAUCCUCAUCACAAGAUGCAAUUUCUGUCGCCUCUUCUGUGCCACCUUCACCUGCGGGUCACUACCAAGGGUUUGGACAUACUGUGACUCCCCAGACUACACCUACAGCCGAUAUGUGUGAUGAAAUAUAUAAUGAUAUUACAGAAGAGAAAAGAGAAACUUCAGAUAAACCCGUGGCCUCUUGAACGUCCCACUAUUCA
Rhinolophus ferrumequinum (greater horseshoe bat) is the source of this 1918-nucleotide messenger RNA. It is a transcript of the gene TMEM184C, whose product is annotated as transmembrane protein 184C. NCBI's taxonomy places the organism in Eukaryota, Metazoa, Chordata, Mammalia, Chiroptera, Rhinolophidae. Gene Ontology annotation, biological process: transport. The coding region runs from base 494 to 1903 and encodes 469 amino acids. The transcript has 11 exons. Gene Ontology annotation, molecular function: transporter activity. The record is from RefSeq and is a predicted model, not a curated record.